GACGUGGCGCCGCCGCGGGCCCGGCCCUUCUUCCGGCUGAGCUGGAGGCCUUGUGAACAGCUUUGGACCCAGCCGAGCGGGACUGAGGGACCGGCAGCCGCUCAAUCCCGUGGCAGAUUUAGGAGAUGCCUGGGACAGGGAGGCCACCUUCUUCAGGCAAAAGGAAAAGGAGGUGACAAACGUUGAGACUACUGAAGGGAACCCAUGGCUAGGAUCAGUUUUUCUUACCUCUGCCCAGCCUCCUGGUACUUCACUGUUCCGACAGUAAGCCCAUUUCUCCGUCAACGGGUGGCAUUCCUGGGAGUAUUCUUCAUAUCCUGUCUCCUUUUACUUAUGUUAAUCAUGGACUUUCGACAUUGGGGUGCUUCAUUACCAAGCGAUAGGCUAUACGAAAGGUAUUUGGCUCGGGUAGGGGAGCUUGAAGCUACUGACACUGAAGACCCAAAUUUGAAUUAUGGACUCGUGGUAGACUGUGGUAGCAGUGGCUCCAGGAUUUUUGUUUAUUUUUGGCCAAGACAUAAUGGGAACCCCCACGACUUGCUGGACAUCAAACAGAUGAGAGACCGCAGCAGCCAACCUGUGGUUAAAAAAAUCAAACCAGGAAUCUCUGCAAUGGCAGAUACUCCAGAACAUGCCAGUGAUUACCUUCGUCCUCUUCUGAGCUUUGCUGCUGCUCAUGUACCUGUGAAGAAACACAAGGAGACACCCCUUUAUAUCCUCUGCACCGCAGGCAUGAGGCUUCUUCCUGAGAGGAAGCAGUUGGCUCUCUUGGCUGACUUAGUGAAAGAUUUACCGUUGGAGUUUGACUUCCUCUUUUCUCAGUCACAGGCAGAAGUGAUCUCCGGGAAGCAAGAAGGGGUUUAUGCAUGGAUUGGUAUCAACUUUGUUUUGGGAAGAUUCGACCAUGAGGAUGGUUGUGGUAAUAUUAGUAUGGCGGAAGGGAUGGCCAGUGAUGCUAAGGGUCCAGGAAGGAGAACUAGGCGGGAAGAAGCUGCCAAGACCCUACUGGCUGAAUUCAACCUGGGCUGUGAUGUACAACACACUGAACACGUGUACAGGGUUUAUGUCACAACCUUUCUGGGUUUUGGAGGCAAUUUUGCCCGGCAGCGCUAUGAAGAUCUUGUGCUGAAUGAAACAUUUAACAAAAACAGAUUGCUGGGCCAGAAGACAGGCUUGAGUCCUGACAAUCCGUUUCUGGACCCCUGCCUGCCUGUGGGACUGACAGAUGUGAUGGAGAGAAACAGCCAGGUCCUGCAUAUCCGAGGAAAGGGAGACUGGGCAACUUGUGGGCUGAUGCUGAGCCCUCUGCUUGCUCGCUCCAACACCAGCCAGGCUUCACUGAAUGGCAUUUACCAAUCACCAAUUGACUAUAACAACAGCGAGUUCUAUGGCUUCUCAGAGUUCUUUUACUGUACAGAAGAUGUGUUGCGCAUAGGUGGCCGUUACCAUGGGCCAACAUUUGCCAAGGCUGCUCAGGAUUACUGUGGCAUGGCUUGGUCAGUACUAACUCAGAGAUUCAAGAAUGGCCUCUUUUCUUCACAUGCAGAUGAGCAUCGACUCAAAUAUCAAUGUUUUAAGUCAGCUUGGAUGUACCAAGUCCUACAUGAAGGAUUCCACUUUCCCUAUGACUACCCAAACCUGCGGACAGCCCAGCUGGUGUAUGACCGAGAAGUUCAGUGGACAUUGGGAGCAAUUCUCUAUAAAACCCGAUUCUUACCACUCAGGGAUCUUCGACAGGAAGGCGCCCGACAAGUCCAUGGUAACUGGUUCCGUCUCUCCUUUGUCUACAACCAUUACCUAUUUUUUGCCUGUAUCCUAGUGGUGCUACUGGCCAUUAUACUGUACCUUCUGCGGCUCCGCCGAAUUCACCACCGACAAACUCGAGCCUCAGCUCCCCUGGACUUGCUGUGGAUUGAAGAGGUGGUGCCAAUGAUUGGGGUACAGGUGGGACCAUGAGGCUGGACCAGAACUGAAGAAACUAAAGUAUCCCAGAGUUGCUGCUCAUUGAAUUCCUCCACUUUUUUUUUGUACUGGCCUCAGAUGCUGCUUUGACCUUGGAAUUUCUACUUUAAUUUCCAUUUUAAUUCCUUAGUACCCAGGUCCUCUUCUCAGAGAGAAACUAUAGUUUAUUCUGUGAGGAACUACAUGAUUAGAGAUUGGUGCUAACAAAGGUGACCAAGAUUAGUCCAAUUGAAGCAUGCUUCUGUAUCUCAGAGAUCUGGUGUGUUCCUGGGAUCUAGUAAUUUCCCCCUUGCUAAAGCAUCAAGUUUGGCAUUGGGCAUAGUGGAAGCUUGGUUGAAACCAAAUGUGAAGCAUCUGAACUAAAACCAGACAUUCUAGCAAGUGCAGCAGCCCCUUCUUUCUCUGUAACAGAGAUAGCAUUUUGUGGACAUCCACAGCCUUUAAUAGGGAUCCAAGAUCUGUGCAGUUCGGUGGACCAUAUAGGAAUUUCCAAGCAACCAAAAUGAUACGACUUCCUUGCUUACUUGACAAAGAAGCCAUUGUGGGUAUGAUCUAAGACCCCUGACAGUGUUGGUGGUGGUCUGUGUUUUAAAAGAUUUAGAAUCCUUUCUAAAUGGAUGGUCCAUUAAAAUCUUAAACCAUAUUUUAUAUGAUGUGUGGUCUGACUAGGCUAGGAAAUGUUCCCAUGUCUAGGUGCCUCACAGGCUGUUUGGGCAUUAAUUUUGUUUUUUGAGCCUUAAAUGUGCUUCUAGGAUGGAGAAACUGUUAUGUUUGUCUGGUUUCAAGAACCUGUCCCAUAGGCAUAUUUUUAUAUACAGCUUCAAAGAGAGUUACUUAAUUUUAUUGCUAAGAUCAAUAUGUAGUUUGGAAAAGGAUAUAUUUGGGUUAUUUAUAAAGACAAGAAGAAUAGUAUCAAGAGAGUGGACAAAGGCAUAAAAUCAAAGCUUUAAAAAAAGUUUUUUUUUCUUAAUUUCUGACUCUUAGAAUGUCUGAAAGACAGCAAAUGCUAAACUUUGGAAUAAAUAGAUAAAUUUCCUAAGAAGCCACCUGGCAGCUUCCAGAACAUCUAUUAAAAGAUUGCUUAGUCACAGUGAGCACUUCCAUUAUAGUGAGGAGAGGAAAAGCCAUAAUAAUUACAUUUUCAUCCACUACCCUUUAUCUGUGCUUCUCUUCUACAUUUAGCUUUCCCAUUGCAUGAGGAUUUUUCAUCAACUUUCACCUUCCCCCAUAGAUUCUUCUUUAUGCAUUACCUUUUCUUAUAGGAAGGUAUAGCCAUAGCCACGAGUGUCUUUCCAUGAAUAUGCUUCCAAGAUGAUUAAAGUAGCUUUCCAUGUGUGUGUGUAGUGCUGGGGACUGAACCAAGGGCCUUGCACAUAUUAGGCAAGCACUCUAUCACUGAGCUACAUCCCCAGCGCCUCUGAUUUCUAGGAUUAGAUAAACAGAGAAAGUGGUCUCUGACUUCAAAGAAUAAAAGUGUAACUCUUCAAAAAUAAAUUUCAUACUGAGAGCAAAAAGGAUUUAAAUCCUUCAUAAAACAGUGAAAAAGAAAUUAAAGAUCCUCCUAGAAAUAAGGCUGAGACAAAAAUAAGUACACUGACUAAAUUAGUAGGUGAAAGGUGGUAAGUCUUGAAUUGUUUUCAAAUUAGAUAAAAUAUAUCUUACCUUUCAUUGGGGCUUAUAUCACAGAAUUUCCUUUAAUUUUAAGACUUCAUUUCCCUUUACUUAUUAUUGCAUUCUAUGAUCCUUUGUCUUGUGAAUGUUGUUUAAGAAUGUCAAAAUGUUUUUGCUAGCCAUGCCUACUCAGGUAACUUUUUCUCUUCACUUCACCAUGGUUUCCAAAUACUACUAUUUUUCACUUCCUUAGCAGAUCUAGUCAAUGAUCUAGUCAAAAGCUAUGUGAUUGACUGUGAUCAUAGUUGUGUGCUUAAGCUGAAGUUGAAGCAGGGAGGUAAUGAUGAGUCCAAUUUUAAAGCUCUUAUUAGAAAAGGUAUCUUUCAUCCUUGUAAUAAAAGUUGUCAUUUGUUAAGCAAUUAUGUACAAGAUACUCUUUUAAGAAUUUUAUGUGUGUUAUUUAAUCAUUGCAACCUUGCAGAUUGAUACUGUGUUCUUUUUAUAGUUGAGAAUCUCAGGAUACUUGUUUAUCAUUUUUUCAAUAUAAAUAUAUUUCUGAUUCUUAUUUUAA
Messenger RNA from Heterocephalus glaber (naked mole-rat), 4144 nucleotides. The record is from RefSeq and is a predicted model, not a curated record. Lineage: Eukaryota; Metazoa; Chordata; Mammalia; Rodentia; Bathyergidae.